GGAAGGAAGGGAGAAUAGGUGCGCGUAGGAGCAGUUAUGUGUUUGGUGGGGUCCGCGUGAGCAGCAAUAUCUUUGGGGUUGUGUGGAUAUAGUUGCAGCUUUUUCUCCAGGUAGAAAUGGGACGUUUACAUUAUGCCUGUGUUCUGGCUUGCACUUUUUUCGUUUCUCAAGCCAAUGGACUCAAAACUUACCGAGACAUGUUCCCUCAUAAGCAUUCAGUAUCGAUGAAGUUUCCACCGAUCCCCGGUUGGAACCCAGACAGUAACCCAUGGGAUGACUAUCUUUACCCACCCUUCAGUCCCAAGGAACUAACGCGGAGGAAAGGUCAGCCCAUCAAAGUUCGCCUGACCAGUGACAGUCCUGCGAUCAUUGGCUCUAUGGUGUCAUUUACGGCCAAGCUAGACUACCCACCUUGUCAGAAGGAGGAUGCCAAUGGGGAGCUGGUGUGGGAUGAGCAUUGUCCGGAUGGUGUGGAGCUGGAGGCCUCAGCUAACGGUCAGCUGAAGCAUGGCUAUGUGUUUAACUGGACGUCCUGGCUGGAUGACUACGGCUUUGGAAAGUGUACUGACCUGAAGAGAUGUAACGUCUUCCCAGACGGGAAACCCUUCCCUCAGAGCAACGACUGGAGACACAAGAGCUACGUCUACGUAUGGCACUCCAUGGGUCAGUACUCUGAGACGUGCGAUGGCUCCUCUUCCACCCUGACAGUGAACACCAGUGACAUCACUCUGGGGCCGGAGCUGAUAGAAGUCAUGGUGUACAGGAAACGUGAGCGCAGGAAGUACAGCCCCCUGGCCACAGACAAGACCGUCUUCUUCGUCACAGACAAGAUCCCAGUGGCGGUGAAUAUUUCCCAGAAGGCAGCAUCCAACCUGUCAGCGAGCGUGUUUGUGCGUGGCGAGGACGUGGUGUUCAGUGUGUCUGUUCACGACCCCAGUAACUACCUGAAGACUGCCGAUGCCGUCGACUACAUCUGGGACUUCAAGAACGGCAACCAGCUGGUCACCCAUAGCAACGUGGCCACGCAUGCCUACAGCGCGGUCGGCGAAGUUAAUGUGAAGCUGAUGGUGGAGGUGGCGAUCAAGAUCCCGUGCCCCCCGCCAACACCGAUGAGUGUUACUUCGCCACAAACUACAGCGGCUCCUACACCUCCCACUGGCACUCACUCCAUCACUAGCAAAAUGGAAACAACCCAUGGUUAUGUGCCAAUCACCACUGCCAGACCCACAUCCAAGGGCCCCAACACACCUGUUUCCGGGACAACAGGCUUCCAGACGACAGAGCCCCUCCCCUCGACGGUGGCUGAUUUGACCCAGGGGUUCAACCCAACCUCGCUGCUGCCAGCUGUCCCCACCCCUAUGGCCCAGCUCCAUCACAGACACCUGGCGGCCACCGACUGCUUCCGCUACCUCUACGGAACUUUCCAGACCAACAUCACCAUCAUCGAGCACCUAAUCAACAGCCAGCCAGCCAAUCGAAUCGUGGACGUGUCUGCUGCCAAGGUGACCAACACUGACAUCAGCUUCCUGGUCAAGUGCCUGGGCAGCACUCCCACCUCAGCCUGCACCAUCGUGUCGGACCCCUCCUGCCGCCAGGUCAGGAACAUCGUGUGUGACGACGUGCCUCCGUCUUUGGGGUGCGAGGUGCACCUGCGGAGGACCUUCCUGGAGCCGGGGAUCUACUGUGUCAACAUCACCCUGGAGGACGCCAGCAGUAUGGCCCUCGCCACCAUCACCAUCAGCAACACUGACCCUGACACACCCGUGUCUAAAGCUCCUCAUGCUGCAGAGGUUGUCCUCUCCUCCAGUGCUAUCCUGGUAGCCAUCUUUGCCUUCAUAGUCUACAAGCGCUAUAAGGUCUACAGACCUGUGACGAGGUCCCUGGUGGAGGAUGCCAGUGUCCAUGUUGAGAUCGGGGGUCGUAUGGGCCGGCUGAGGGAGAUCAUAUUCCCCACCAACGAGGAGAGUCGCCGCCUGCUGACGGACAGACGCCCCGUGUAGACCCACCGUCGGUACUACAGAAGGGAAGCAGAACGAAAUAAAACAAAUAGAACUUACACUCGUCUGUCAGUUAGGAUAUUGAGUAUCUGUUCUACACCAUACAUUUCUAUCUGAAUGUUCUGUAACGUUACAUAAUCCUGAACAGGCGCAAGCGUUUUUACUUAGAGGUUCUUUAGUAACAAAUUAUACAUUUAGCACAUUUAUAAGUUAGUUUGUCAAAGUAACACUGUUAAAAGGUAAGAUGUGCUGAAAAAUAUGAAAAUAUUAAUAUAUUUUCUGUUUAGUUCACUUUGUAGUAGAAAAGUACAAGUACCGUAAUUUCCGGACUAAGCCGCUACUUUAUUCCCACGCUUUGAACCUCGCGGUUUAUACAAUGACGCGCUAAUUUAUGGAUUUUUCCCGCUUUCACAAGAUUCAUGCCGCCAAAAAACUGAGCACCGUCACAUAAUGUGACGUAAAUCGAGCGAGCUCAAACUUCCCAUCAUUCUGAUUACGGUAGUAAUUUUGUCACCCUCAUCAUGGCAAAGACACGGAGAAAUGCAUAUGAUGCAGCUUUCAAGUUGAAGGCGAUCGAUCUGGCUGUUGGAAAAGGAAAUAGAGCUGCUGCACGGGAGCUUGGCCUUAAUGAGUCGAUGAUAAGACGUUGGAAACAGCAGCGCGAGGAACUGACUCAGUGCAAAAAGACAACAACAGCUUUCAGAGGGAAGAAAAGCAGAUGGCCCAAAGUAUUUGCAGCCACUCGACAUCAGUGUAAAUCGUGCAUUUCAGGUGGCGCUCCUUGUUCAGUGGGAGUCUUGGAUGACAAGUGGGGAGAAAUCCUUCACUAAAACGGGGGCCGCAUGUGAAGAGCAACUUAUGGUGAAGUCUGCCAGUGGGUUCUGACAGCGUGGAGCAUUGUCAAAAAAUCCACUAUCAUCAACGGGUUUCGAAAGGUUGGACUGCUGCGUGUUGAAGGGGCAGCAUGAGCUCAGCGGGGUAUUUGCCUCCGGAUGAAAGUGACGAGAGCGACAAUGAAAACGAUCCAACAUCGGAUGAAGCAAUUCUGAGGCUAUUCAACUCCGACACCGAAGGAGAUGGCUUCAGUGGUUUCAGUGCACAGGAGGAGGAAGAUAGUGACCAAUGACUUUCUUGGUAGGCCACUGUUUAAUUUGUUACAAGCCGUGUUUCGUUUAAAGGCUGUGUAAAGUUCAUUUGUUUCAAUGUACCGGUAGGCACCUGCGGCUUAUAGACAUGUGCGGCUUAUUUAUGUACAAAAUACUUUUUUUAUUUUUAUUCAGUGGGUGCGUUUUAUAUUCGGGUGCGCUUAAUAGUCCAGCAAUUACGGUAUGUGGCAAAUAGCAAGAAUUAAGAAAAGUUUGCAAUAAAGCUCAGUGUUUUGAAGUUGGGGUGGGGCAGUGUUUAAGGCAGUGCUGGGGUGUAUUCAUUCCACCGAUUCUGUUGCAAAACGUUUCUUAAACAGAACGAAACGGGGCUGGACCUACCUGAAUUUGUCCAAUAGACACUUGUUUUGCUCUGUUGGCUUCCAUUUGGUUCUUAAACUGUAAACAGUUUCUGUAAUGAAUACACCCUUGGUGUGAGCGUGAUAGUAAGGUCCUUUCCCAUUUCAAUCCCUAGCUUCUUCCCCUAGUCUUUUCAGAUCUGUGAACUCCAAAGAGAAAUGGGGCUAGGAACUCAAAUGGAACUGGGCCCAAUGGAACUGCUUUGAAGUUGGUUUUGGAAAUCAAAUUUAGUAAAUAUCUUUGCAGACUUUCACAAGCCUAACAAUGUGUUACUUUUAGAAAAUGUUCAAAUAUUAGAUUUAUCAGUGUUUAACUGUACAUCCCACUGCCCAUUCUCUAAUGUGCAUAUCAUUUACAUUUGUUGCACGAAUGUACUGAAUUGUAGUCAUUUAGUUAUUAUAAAAGCCAUAAUUUCAAACCAAUCUAAAAAUGUAAUUUUGUUCUGGAAAGAUUCAAAUGAAGAUUGUGAACUAACCACUGUUUGUGAAUAUACUGGUAAUGUCUGUAGCCUACCGAUCUGCAUGUGUCUUGGGAGUAGGGGGGGUUACAAGUGAUGAAACAAGUAACCAGAUUUAAAUAUAAUUUAAAGUUGGAUUUUUGACACUACUACACU
Messenger RNA from Oncorhynchus nerka (sockeye salmon), 4112 nucleotides. It is a transcript of the gene gpnmb, whose product is annotated as glycoprotein (transmembrane) nmb. Gene Ontology annotation, molecular function: integrin binding. Gene Ontology annotation, cellular component: plasma membrane. Bases 117 to 2000 code for a protein of 627 amino acids. The transcript is spliced from 12 exons. NCBI's taxonomy places the organism in Eukaryota, Metazoa, Chordata, Actinopteri, Salmoniformes, Salmonidae. The record is from RefSeq and is a predicted model, not a curated record. Gene Ontology annotation, biological process: cell adhesion.